This is a messenger RNA of Racocetra persica, 1358 nucleotides long. The record is from the annotation of a GenBank genome assembly. NCBI's taxonomy places the organism in Eukaryota, Fungi, Glomeromycota, Glomeromycetes, Diversisporales, Gigasporaceae.
AAAUUAGACAAGCCAAGCGAUAUGAUGCCGAAUAUUUUCAACCAAAAUUUACUGAAAUCAUUGAAAAAUUAAAUAAAUACAAAAAUGGGUGUAAAUAUCUGGAAGACCUAGUUUCACUUAUAGGUCAUCCCAGCAAUCCUCCUUUGGGAUUAAACAAUGUCAAAGAAAAAACAUUCAUAAUUACCGAAACGCAUCUUGGGGACUAUUUUCCCAUAGGUGCUGCACAUGUAGGAAAAACCAAUUUAUAUAACUUGCCGGUAAGAGCAAUUUGCGGAAGUUCCUUAACCCUUAUUCGUCUCCUUCCACAAUUAAUAAAUCCCUAUUAUUUACUAGCAUUUCUCAAUUCUUCAAUAGGAAAGUCAUUAACGAGGAGGAAUUUAAGAGGUUCGGUUCAGCAGUGUAUUUAUUCCCACGAUACCAAAAAAGUGCCGAUACCAAUGUUAGACAAAUCAGUUCAGGAGCAAAUUGCAACCGCUAUUCACGAAGGCGAGGAUUCAUUUAAUAAAUCCAAAAAUUUACUAAAUGUUGCCAAAAAGGCAGUAGAAAUGGCGAUAGAAAUAAACGAGGAUAUAGCUGUGCAUCGGGAACCAAAGGAGGCAUUAAAACCUCCAGCAAAAACCGAGCAAAAAUCCCGCAAAAUCCUGGAACCUAAAGAUUAUAGCACUUUGCGUUCUCUUCUAAAAAAACAGCAAGGGGAAAGAAUAACUCCUUAUAUUUUUAAAUUAGCCGACUCGCGGCCAGUUGAAACUUAUCUUGACCAACAAAGAAUAGAGAAGCCUGAACCAGCAGGUAAUAAAAAAAUCCACACUAUCCAAGAAGAGCAUCCCGGAGUCAUUAUCUCCAAUGACCAACAAAACCAGUUUAGUCCGGUGGUAACUGUAAUACCACUUACUUCUCAAAUUACUACCAUUGAUAAAAUUUAUGUUAAAAGGAAAAUUGCUUCUUUAACUGAAAAAGAAAUGAGAGAAAUAGAAAGGAAAUUACACCUUACUUUGGCUUUGAGUUGUUAUCAAAAGGAAAGUAUUAAGACAGGUCAGAAGUAUAUUCAACCUAAAAAUGUUUCUAUCACUAAUAAUCUGGCAGUUAUUGACCGAAUAUUAAGUAAAACUCGGUUAGAGCUUUUUUCAGUGAUAAGAGCCAAACAACCGACCAAUAUUCAUGAAUUAAGUAAAUUGCUCAAUCGUGAUUAUGCUAAUGUUUGGCGGGAUUGUCAAGUGCUUGCCAGUUGUAAAAUUAUUGAGUUAAAAGGACAAGGCAAAGAAAUUCAGCCGCUCGCUCUUUACGACCAAAUUGUAAUUGAGUUUCCACUGGUGAAUAUUAGCAAGGAAAAAGGCAAUGAAGUUGGUUUGGUGGUUUAG